AUGGCUGCCGUCCAUGGGGACGACAACCAGCUGCUUACGAGUGUGGGCAAGGGGCUGCAUGAGAGCGCACUCGCGUUGAGCGAUGCGGAAGUUCGCAGGCUCAGGUGGAAGAUCGACUGGGCUAUCGUGCCCUACGUCUCCCUCCUCUACCUGCUCAGCUUCCUUGAUCGCGUCAACAUCGGUCAAGCUGCCACCGCUGGUCUGAACACCGACCUCAACCUCGUCGGUAAUGAGUACGCAGUUGCCCUGUCGGUAUUCUUCGUAUCGUACGUCGCCGUCGAAGUGCCUUCCAACCUCCUCCUCAAGAGGCUCCAACCUCAUCGCUGGAUCUUCUUCAUUAUGGUCACUUGGAGCAUUAUUAUGAUCUGCAUGGGGCUGGUGCAUAACGCUGCCGGCUUGCAGGCGGUCCGGUUCUUCCUCGGUUUGGCAGAGGGAGGACUGUUCCCGGGUAUCAACUACAUGCUCACGACGUGGUACACUCGAGAGGAGCAGAACAUGCGAAUCUCCACCUUCUUCGCAGGUGCCACACUCGCCGGCGCCUGGGGUGGACUCCUCGCCUUCGGCAUCCGGCACAUGGACGGCUUGGGGAACAAAGGCGGCUGGGCAUGGAUCUUCAUCCUCGAGGGUCUCCUCACGUUCGUCUGCGCCGUCCCUGCCUUCUGGCUCGUCCAGGACUUCCCGGACGACAGCAAGCUCCUCUCGCCGCAUGAUCGUGCCCGCUGGCUGCACAGGCUCAGCAGCUCGCAGGGAGUCACUAAUGCCCAGCUGCCAUUCUCGUGGAAGCAGGUCAAGGAUGCGUUCACGGAUUGGAAGACCUACGUAUAUGCGCUGAUGUACAUCGGCAUUGCAGAGCCGUUCUAUUCGCUUGCACUCUUUACACCCGCAGUCAUUACCGGUCUCGGGUUCUCAAAUGCCAAUGCUAACCUCAUGACCAUCCCUCCGUACGUCGUCGGCUUCCUCACAACACUAGCGACAGCCUACUGGUCCGACCGCGUGCUCGUACGCGGGCCCUUCAUCGUCGUAUGGAUGACGAUUGUCAUUAUUGCGUAUAUCAUCCUUCUGUGUGAUGUCAGCGUUGGCGUCAAGUAUUUCGCGCUGUUCUUGGCUGUAGCUGGGGAUUCGCCAUGCAUCGCCAGCUGCAUCACGUUCAUCGGGAAUAACGUGGGGCCUACUUACAAGCGCGCCGCAGCCAUGGGUUUCUUCUUCACGAUCGGCAAUUCCGGCGGUCUCGUCGCCUCUAACGUCUACCCCACCCCCAGUUCCCCACGGUUCAUCGAAGGGCACAGCAUCGCUCUCGCCUUCAGUGCGAUGGCCAUCGUCUGCGCUCUGAUCAUCAGCAUCCACAACUACCGCACCAACAAGCAGCGGGACGAGAAGUGGGGUGUGCCCGCCGCGGAUGGGAGCGAGUGUUCCCCGCUGAGGGCGAGUGACCCUGUGCUGCUGAAGAAGUUUGGACUGGAGGGGUUGGCCCCGCAUCAGAUUAUGGAACUGGGGGAUAAUCACCCUGCUUUCCGAUAUAUCUGGUGA
Molecule: messenger RNA, 1527 nt
Organism: Dacryopinax primogenitus
Lineage: Eukaryota; Fungi; Basidiomycota; Dacrymycetes; Dacrymycetales; Dacrymycetaceae
Product: MFS transporter
Exons: 7
Coding region: 1-1527 (508 amino acids)
Biological process (GO): transmembrane transport
Cellular component (GO): membrane
Molecular function (GO): transmembrane transporter activity
Source: RefSeq, a predicted model, not a curated record